AUGGUGGCAAAGGAUUAUCCGUUUUACUUGGUCGUCAGGAGGACAAACUGCACUUUAGAGGUGCAGACACUAAACAGUAACACAGCUAAAGAAGUUGAGGAACCUAGCAACAAACGGGUGAAACCGCUGUCCCGAGUCACGUCUUUGGCGAACUUAAUUCCACCGGUGAAGGCAGCACCACUUAAACGCAUCGGACAGACGCUGCAGCGUUCUAUAAGUUUCCGCACGGAGAGCCGACCGGAGAUCAUGCCUCCUCGACCGUGGAGCAGACAGGCACCGCCAGCCAACACCAAGCGCAGGGACAGCAAGCUGUGGAGUGAGACGUUCGACGUGCGUCUGGGCCAGAUGCUCUCCUCCAAAGAGAUCAAGAGACAGGAGGCAAUUUUUGAGCUGUCUCAGGGGGAACAGGACCUGAUUGAAGACUUGAAGCUGGCCAAGAAGGCCUACCACGAUCCCAUGCUGAAGCUGUCAAUCAUGACUGAACAUGAGCUUAAUCAGAUCUUUGGCACACUGGAUUCUCUCAUCCCCUUGCAUGAAGAUUUGCUCAGUCGCUUGCGAGAGGCAAGAAAACCCGAUGGUUCUGUAGAGCAUGUGGGCCAGAUUCUAGUCAACUGGCUUCCUUGCCUGGACUCUUACAACAGCUACUGCAGUAACCAGGUGGCAGCUAAAGCCUUACUGGACCAUAAGAAACAGGAUCACAGAGUGCACGACUUUCUGCAGCGCUGCCUGGAGUCGCCAUUUAGCCGCAAGCUAGACCUGUGGAACUUUCUGGACAUUCCUAGAAGCCGGCUUGUCAAGUACCCUCUCCUGCUACGAGAGAUUCUCAAACAUACGCCCAACGAUCACCCAGACCUCCAGCACCUUGAUGAAGCUAUCAACAUGAUCCAGAACAUUGUAGCUGACAUCAACACACAGACGGGCGAGUCAGAGUGCCGCUACUAUAAAGAGCGUCUGCUCUACCUGGACGAGAGCCAGAGAGACCUGCUGAUUGACAGCUCCCGCAUCCUCAGCUGCCACGGAGAGCUGAAGAACAACAGAGGCGCUAAACUGCAUGUUUUUCUGUUCCAAGACGUGCUGGUGAUCACUCGAGCCAUAACGCACAAUGAGCAGCUUGGGUACCAGCUGUACCGCCAGCCUAUCCCCGUACGUGAGCUAGAGUGGGAGGACCUGCAGGACGGAGAGAUUCGCCUCGGGGGCUCCAUCCGCGGAGCGUUCAGCAAUAACGAGCGAACCAAGAACUUUUUCCGGGUGACGUUUCGCAGUGGCGGGCAGCUCCAGUCACACUCGUUCCAAGCCAGCGAUGCCUUCAACAAGCAGCAGUGGCUGAACUGCAUCCGACAGGCGAAGAUGGCAGUGGGAGCUGGCAGCUUACCCAGAGACACUGAAGCCCCUCGGAGCCCUCGCGCUCUCUUAAGACCAAUAGCUCCAUCUCCACACAAGCGAGAGGAGCGCAUGGAGCCUGGGGAUGGCAACACGUCGGACUGUAGCAUGGACACGAGCGAAGCCGCCCCCGGGGUGGGCGCAGAGCCGGGUAGCGAGUGCCCCCAGAUGGAGCACACAGACUCGAGCGCUGCCCCUGUGGAGGUGUGAACUCUUAAGGAGACAAAUAUUUACCAUCUCUGCUCAUGAGCAAACCUGUACAGUGUUGUAUAACAGAGAAAGGUCCUGUUCUGAGGCAAGCUACAGCAGAUAGGAAGCACUUUUUGUUA
Messenger RNA from Chanos chanos (milkfish), 1709 nucleotides. It is a transcript of the gene arhgef3, whose product is annotated as Rho guanine nucleotide exchange factor (GEF) 3. The record is from RefSeq and is a predicted model, not a curated record. The transcript has 10 exons. Gene Ontology annotation, biological process: positive regulation of Rho protein signal transduction; intracellular signal transduction. Gene Ontology annotation, molecular function: guanyl-nucleotide exchange factor activity. The coding region runs from base 1 to 1590 and encodes 529 amino acids. NCBI's taxonomy places the organism in Eukaryota, Metazoa, Chordata, Actinopteri, Gonorynchiformes, Chanidae.